GCUACCAUCAUGGACAAACCCAAGUACGGCAGCGAUGACGAGUGUUCCAGCGGCACGUCCGGCUCGGCUGACAGCAAUGGGAACCAGUCCUUCGGGGCUGGGGGGGCCGGCACGCUGGACAGCCAGGGGAAGCUCACCGUGAUCCUGGAAGAGCUGAGGGAGAUCAAAGAUACCCAAGCACAGCUGGCCGAGGACAUCGAGGCGCUGAAGGUGCAGUUUAAGAGGGAGUACGGUUUUAUUUCUCAGACGCUGCAGGAGGAGAGAUACAGGUACGAGCGACUGGAGGACCAGCUGCACGACCUGACGGACCUGCACCAGCACGAGACAGCCAACCUGAAGCAGGAGCUGGCCAGCAUCGAGGAGAAGGUGGCCUACCAGGCCCACGAGCGGGCCCGCGACAUCCAGGAAGCCUUGGAAUCGUGCCAGACCCGCAUUUCUAAGCUGGAGCUCCACCAGCAAGAGCAGCAGGCCCUGCAGACGGACACCGUGAACAGCAGAGACAGGGAGUCGCCCCCUUCAUUGUCUGAAGAUGAUGCCCACCCCUAA
Otolemur garnettii (small-eared galago) is the source of this 546-nucleotide messenger RNA. RefSeq names its product transmembrane and coiled-coil domain family 3 (gene TMCC3). Gene Ontology annotation, cellular component: endomembrane system. The record is from RefSeq and is a predicted model, not a curated record. The transcript is spliced from 4 exons. Lineage: Eukaryota; Metazoa; Chordata; Mammalia; Primates; Galagidae. The annotation marks the transcript as partial.